Vitrella brassicaformis is the source of this 5083-nucleotide messenger RNA. Lineage: Eukaryota; Vitrellaceae. The record is from the annotation of a GenBank genome assembly.
GGAGAAUCAAUGCAUUCGAUGCCGUCACAUUGGGAUCCGAGCCGUGCAGUCAUUCCCUCCCUGUCUAUGUAGAAGUGUGGGUAGAUACACACAUCCCCAGACAUGCAUACCACCCCUUCCCCCCUCCGUGUGUCCAUCCACUCAGUCAUCUAUCUAAAGAACGGCCCCGGCUGAGCGGGAUACCCAAUCGACCCACGACCAGGCCCUGCAGCAGCACCAGGACCAGCUGCAGGGGCAGGCGCCAGUGGACCGAUGAAUGACGACGGCCAAGCCAUCUGCACAACAUACACAACACACACAAGUGCAGUGGGUGGCCUGGCGUGUGUGAGUGUGUGUGUGUUUGUUCGGCGUACCAUGUGUGGGUGUUGUCUGUGCGUGACGAGUGGCGACACGCUGCGGCCCAUGGCAUGGGGCGGCAGGGACGGCGCUCGCUGCAAAGGACGCCCUGCUGCUGACGGGUGGUGGUGUUGGUGGUGGUGGAAACUACCCUGGUGGCCGGGAUGGUGAUGAGACGUAUAUGACAACGGCACGUGUGUGUACGGCAACCCUACUGACACACACACACACACAGAAGAGCCCUUCACAGAGAGAGAGAGAGAGAGAUGCACGUCUUCCCACUGACCUGGGUGUGGUUGGUGGAUGGCCCCCGCACCGUUGUUCAUGUGCUGUUGCUGUGCGAUGAACUGGCCCUCUCCGCCAGGAUGCUGCUGUGCGUGUGUGGGCUGCAUCAGAGCUCCGAACGGUGCACCACCAGCACCAGCACCAGCAGCAACAACAGGGUAGUGUGCGUGUUGGGCGGGGUGCGGGUGCACAGAGGGCAUCGACAUGUGUGGCGGAGGGGGCGGAGGGGCGCUGAUGCGGCUGCUAGAGGGGGCACUCGCCUGACAGCACCAGACACACACAUACGAACAUGGCAACAGGUGAAUCCGUCCAUCUGUGCGUUCUCCCGGUGUGUGUGCCCACCUGGUCUUCCGGCUGUCUGUUGGUCGGGUGUGUGUGUUGUCUGUCCUCCUUGGUGGGUGGCGGGGAGCCGAUCGUCGUGUCAUUCAACGAUGGCACCGGAGACCUGCAGGCAACGCAACGCAACGCAUCCAUGGUGGCGUCAUGCACCCACUCGUCCCUCCGUGUGUGACGUGUGUUACCCCUCGAAGCCCAUCCCUUUGGCAUGUCUGGGGGGCUGCUCCGCCAGGUCCCUCCUGCCGCUGCUGCUGGUGUCCCUCCUACUACCGUCGCCACCACUACUGUUGUUGUCGUAUGGGUCGUCCAGCGGCACCUUCCUGCGCAAGAUCCGGCUGCUGCUGCUCGAUACUAAGUCGCUAUCACUGCACACACACAGACAGAAACAGACAGGCAGACAGAGGUGUGUAUGCGUGAGCAUGGCGGUUGGGGUCGUGUGUGCAUCAUCAUCGCAUUACCUAUCCUUAGUGGCCUCGUCGGUGGCAGUCCUCUUGUCAACCAGACCACACCCUCGCAUAGAGGAGCCUACACGACCACCCAACGCACCACCUGCAACAUACGCACAAAAACAAACACACACACAUUGCAGCUCUCUCCCUCCUUUCUCUCUAUUGCCCCGCUCCCUCACCUUUCUUGGCUUUGCUGUCCCUCUGUAGGUCCUCCUGUUGUUUAUUGUAUGCCGCCACCCAUCCCGCCAGCGACCGGAGCGGGGCGAACAGAGGCGACAGUGACAGCGGGGGAGAGGGGGGCGCCUCGGAGAGGGAGAAACGACCCUUCUGUGCACGGCAUGUAAUACAUACCGACAAAUAGAUGGGGCGACAUGUGUGUGAUGUGGGAUGGGUGGGUGUUUGGGUUGGGUUACCAGUAUUGGUUUGAGUAUGGUGUACAGUUCUCGGUGUUCCGAUAGGCAGACCGUCAGCAGCUCUGACGACUCGUCACUCGCUAUCUGCGGACAUACAGACAUACAGACAUGCAGACCACGCAUGGUGCGUGCGUACGAGCUUGUGCGACCUGUUUCUCUAGCUCGGCGAUCCUCCUCUCCUUCUCUUGCAGCGACAACAGGGCAGCCUGCACACACACACGGCCAUGCAUGGCCUCCAGCGCACCUUUCCCUCCGCCCUUUUCCCACCUGUAGUUUGAGCUGCACGUUGGUAAGCUGUUUGGUCCUGCUCUCCAGCAUGGCCCGCGCAGCGUCGUACUCCCACUCCCUCUCCCUCUCCUUGCUGCUCACACUGCCAACCCUCGCCGUCAUGCAGGGGGCUCGCUCACGCUGCUCACGCUCAUGUUGGUGCUGCCGCUCACCCUCGACACCCAUUUCCUCUCCCAGCCCCUCUCCGUGGUCAUUUUCGUCCUCCUCUUCGCUGGGUGUUUCUUCCUGUAUGGGUGGGUUGACGUGCAUCGGCCUCUCUGAUGGUGGCAUCAGCAGGGGACUCAGGGGGGCCUGGGGCGGGGGUAGAAGGGGCUGACUGGUGGCCGUGUCGGUGUCCUCUUCUGGCUGCUGCUGGUCUUGGUCUUGGUAUUGGUCCUGGUAUUGGUCGUCUGUCGGUUCUUGCUCAUCGGUGGUGGUGGUGGUCUCUCUGACGACCGGCUGUUCUGCGAUCAGUGGCUCGCCAAACGGCACAGGAACGACUGCAGACAAAGACAGACAGGGAGAGACCAUCACGUGCACCGACGCAUCAAGGAACCAGAUGGAACAGAACGUACCUGUUUCGGCAUCGUCAUUUUCCCCGCCACCACUCUCGUCAUGCUCUUCCUCUCCCUCUCCCUCCCCCUCCCCCUCCCCCAUGCCGACCGGAGGGUUGGGUGACUCCUCCAUGAACCGCUGCGUGUCGCCAUCCAGCCGGAAGAACGACUGCACGGGGCUGUCGUGCGGGUCGUUGUUGCCCGGCGACUCCCCCUGCAACGUCACUGUGUGGGGCGGGGGCGUGGCUUGGGGGGCGGUCGGCUGUAUGGCGCCCAGGAGGGUGGGAAUGUCGUCUGGGAGAUAGCCUGACAGAAAGAAAGGACACAGAGAGAGUGGCGCGUUUGUGUGUGUGGGGGGGGAGGGGAGGGGAGGUGUACCUGUGAGUCGGUACAUGAGGUCGGCCGUCUUCUGCAUGAGGGCGUCGGGGAGGCCGUCCACCACUGAGGCCGAGCCAACACCAAUACUGCUACUGCUGCUGCUGCUGUUGUUCCUCUUGGCCUCGAUAAGGCCCUCCAGCUCCUGACGGGAUGACUCCAGCUGCACACACACACACACCCACACACACACAAAGGUCCAUAGUCACGCAUAGGAGCACGUGUGUGGCAUACCUCUUCCCACAGGUCGAUAAGUUUGCCCGACUGCACCGAUGGCGACGGCUCGGGCUGAUUGAUCACCUGCACACACAGGCCAACACACACAUACGCAGAGGCCAAUACAUAGCCGACCCACACACAGCAUGCCCAUCGACCAUGAGUACCUUUCUACAUGUGGCUGCGAACCGCAGCGCGCCCGUCAUCUCGUGACUCUUCUCUGCGUGUGUGUCCAGGUGGGCCAGCACCAGGGUGCGCGACGUGCCGCCGAUGCUGUCCUGCAACAGACGGGUCAGCAAAGACGACCUGCACACGCACAGACACACAUGAACGAACGAGAAAGUCCAUGUGUGUUGCGUGCGUGCGUGGUUUGGCGUGCAGAUGCGCACUUGUAAGGGACGUGCAUGCGCGCGGCCACAGCAUUGACGACAUCGCUGAGUGCCAGGAGGGACGCGUCGGUGCUGCGAUGGAUACCCUGGGUGGCGACCGCACCGACACGGACAGGCGCCCGUGUUGAUGUGGUGUGCCUGUGCCUGUGGCUGUCUGCGUGUAUGUGCCACAUGCCUGUGAGUGUUGCGCUGAAGGUGUGAGCCCCACUAGGUCGACGAAUGUCAUCCGAGAGGUCCGCAGAGAGCGGCACGGCAGCGAACGGGGCACAACUGAAGGCGCAAAGGAACGAGCAAUUGAUGCAUCAAUGGGCAUGGGUACUGUAGCCGUGUGCGUCUUCCUCACCGCAGAGCGAUUUGUUCUCGUGUGUGCUAGUGGUGUGCUGGUCGCCAGAAGGGGGUCGGUCGAACGCCUCAACCAGUAUGGACACCACCGUGUGGUACCGACUCUCUACCCCACUGCUGGCCUGCACACACGACACACACCCAUGUGUGCAGCGCGUCCAGCAACCCCCCGUGCGCACCCACUCACCCUCUUGGCCUUGCCCCUGUGGACGAACUCCCGCAUAUUCUCACCUGCGAGCUUCAUCAUAUCCCUGCACACACACACACACAUGCGUGUAUGAUGGUGCUGGUCGGUCCAUUCAUCCAUUCGUGCAUCACUUGAGGUGUGCGGGGUCUGAGGCCUCGACCAGUGUGAUGCCCUCCACAUACACACCGCCGUCAUUCUCGUCGCCACGCAGCGUCAGCGGCAGACAACACUGCACACACACACACACACACACACACACAUGCACAGAAAGCCGAUCCGGAACAGACACAUCCACCAACACACCCCUUUGUGCAUCAAAGGCAAGGGCGUCAUCCAUUCACCUGCAGUGGGUCUACGAUGCUAUCCCCGUCGAUGAGCAGCACAGAUCCGUGGACCAGGUACAUGUUGGAGCUGUCACGCUCACGCUGCUCCCUCGCCACACCAAACAGACCAUCGACAGCGCACUCAACCACACCUGCAAAACGGUCCCAACCUGCAAUCAUGGCACACGACAGACAGAAAACAAGCUGUGGAUCUGCCCAUGACUCCGGUCCGGUGCCACUCCAUAAGUACCCAUCAUGGUGGCGGUUUUGCCGCUGCUGGCGUUGCCGUGUGUGAGGACGGUGCAGUUGAGGCCCUCCAACACUGCCGACUCAACCAAGGGAUGGACCACAUCGCUGCACACAACACAACCACACGGGAGAUCUCGCGUCCACGAGAGGAGAAAAGGGCUGCAUUCCUCUCUUCUCUUCUCACCCAUAGAUCUGGUCGGUCCUGGCGUCCUGCUCGUAUAUUCUGUCGAACUGGAAGUUCUGCUUGCCCACAUUGAUGCGAUUCGUAGGCAGGGAGAGGGUGAAGGAGGGAGAGCGCGGCAAGGGGCCAGGGGAGAGCCGCAGGACAGACAAUAUGGGCUCGGGAGGCUGUCGACGCAUCG